CCCUCCCUGCCUCCCUCACCCCACUCCACCACACUCCCAUCACCACUCCCCCACCACUCCCGCACCACCCCGGUGUCAUACGCAGACACACAAAGACGACACCUGCCUGACAACACCUGGGCUCGCGUGAGGCUCCCGUCGCCAAAUCGUCGUCAUCACAAUCCCCGUGAGGUCCGAUGCGAGACGCGCUGUCAUCAUAACGAGUGAGAGACCAUCGCACGCGAUAGCACAACGCGUAGUGUCGUCGUCGUCGUCAUUGCUCAUUGAAGCCUCGGCUCGUGAGGUCGCGCCACGCUGGAAUCGACCCUCCACGGCUCCGCUCCAUCUCCAUCUGGGGCCAAUUAGCCCGGCUCCGGGAUCGCACCCAAUUCCCGCCACGUGGAGGUCACGACCGCCGGACCGAGGGGAGGAGGAAGAGCGAGGGAGAGAGCGCGGGGAGAGUGGGCGAGAGGGGGAGAGACGCACAGCGAGUGAGUGAGAGAGCGAGAGCGGACGGGAGCGAAGUCACGACGCGUGCUGCAGGAGGAGAAUCCAGGACAACGCCGAUGACGAUGACGACAGUGGCGGCCACGGCGAUGAUGACGGCGAUGAUGAUGACGUCCAAGCGGCCGCGUCGCCGCGUGGGCUCGGGGAGGAUGCUGCCGCUGCUGGUGAUGGGGGCGGUGAUGGCAACGUCCCUCGUGAUGGCCAUGGGACCUCAGGCCGCGUGGGCUCACGGCGGCGAUGUCGCGGGUGAUGGCGGUGACGGCCACGAGGAGUUCGCCGCUCACGAUGGAGAAGCGCCGGCGGUGGACGACCACGAGGUCCAUUAUGACGACCGCGACUUGGAUGGUGGCGAUGUUGCUGCUGGUGGUGAUGCCGACGUCGAUGGUGAUGUUGAUGAUGGUGGCAAUGCUGAAGGUGACAUCGGCGGUGAUGAUGGCGGUGGUGAUGUUGAUGCCUAUGGCGGUGAUGUUGAUGAUGGUGGUGAUGACAACGACAUCACCGAUGGUGUUGAUGAUGAAGCGGAACAGGAAACAACGGAGGGAGGUGUGGAUGAUGGGGUUGAUGAUGGCGGUGAUGGUGGUGCAGACUUCGCAGAUGAAGGCACUGAUGAUGAUGAUGUCGGAGAUGUUGUCGAGGAACAUGAGAGCGCACAGGCAGAUGCCGUGACGAACGAUGAAGAUAAUGACGAUGAUGUAGCUGAAGAUGAUCAUGCAGCUGAUGAAGUUAACGAUGGCAGCGAUGUUAAUCAGAACGAUGACGCUAAUGACGUGGACGAAGAGAGUGAUCAGACAGGGGACGAGGAAGAGAAUGUGGCAGUAAGAGGAGGAGCCGACGAUGAUGAUGAGGAGGACGAGGUGACGAGUGAAGAUGUUCUGGACCAGGAGCAAGAGAAUGAGGAGGAGCAGUGGUCGGAACAAGGAGAAGAUGUGGGAGAGGAGGAGGGGCAGGAGGAGGAGGGAGACACAACCCAGGGCACAGAGCAAGGUGGUGACGGCGAGGAGGAUGAGGAGGUGGACGUGGAGGAUGAGGAGGUUGUGGAGGAGGUGGUGGAGCAGGUGGUGGUGGACACGACUCAAGAGGAGCCGCAGGAUCGCUCCGGGAAGGACGAGGCAGCGUACCAGGACGGGUCCCUGUGUGCCCUCUGCUCUCUGUGUCACGGCUGUGACACCACGUGCAGGCAGUGUCCGUGUGAGGAGGGCGAUGAGAGUCCGCACUGCGCCAACUGCAAGUAUUGCCACGCGUGUCACCUCUGUCCGGUUCUCUGCGACACCUUGUGUCAGCCAGGAGGAUACGUGGAUGGAUUCAGUGGCUCCAUUUACCAGACCGUCUCAGGUCUGUGGUCGGGAUCGCAGCCGGCGUGAGGAGCGAGCGGUGAUGUCGCAUCCCCGAAACAUCAUCGACAAGAACAACAGUCGUUACCACAACAAUACAAUAUGCACAACAGCAACAAUAAUGAUAACGCAAUAUAACAACAGUAACAGCAAAAAACGACAGCGAACACAGAAUGAGUUGUACGAGUGAAAGUAAAGCAAUAAUAAUCAUUAAUACAGCCCCACACAAUCAGGACGGCUGGCAUAACCCUGCACCCCCCCCCCCGCCUUCCCCCCCACUGCAUAUCUGCUUCCUCUGCUCCACGAGCAGAGGACACGUGGCCUACAUAUCCACAGCGACUCUCUGUCGUUGUCCUCGUGUCUCACCCUGCAUCCGUGACUCACCACGGAUCCGUGACUCACCAUGGAUCCGUGACUCACCACUGAUCCGUGCCUCACUCUGCAUCCGUGACUACGGAUUCAUCACUCACCACGGAUCCGUGACUCACCAUGGAUCUGCGACUUCACAAGUCAGUGGUGACUCACCAUGGAUCUGUGACUCACCACGGAUCCGUGACUCACCACGAAUCCGUGACUGACCACUGAAUCGGUGCCUGCUCUGCAUCUCAUUAUCUCACCCCCCCCCCCACCCCGUAAUUAAUUUAGAGGUUUCCAGACUUCAGUCCUCGCGACCCGGCACGUGUCGCCCUGCCCGUGUUUGCCAAUCUCCGUCAUUGUAUCCGUGAGACGGGGACCGUGCGUUACAGGGCGUGUUCGGACAAGGCGAGAUUGGAGAGUGGGGAUUGCACUCCAAACAUUUCUUGCGGCGAACUGCAGCAGCGACACGGCACCGAAGCCCUUCCAAAUUAAUUCGUCGCAUGCGCUGUGCGCGCCGGAUGAUUGGUAAACACGUCCAGCGUGAUGCAGUAGCCGGGUGACGAUUUAAAUUAAUUUAUAGUAAUUAUAUGAAUAAAAAAGGUAUAUUGAUUAGAUUCAGCGCUUGGUACCGGUCGUGAUGGGACGCGUUUAACCAAUCAUCUGGCUUGUGUAGCGUGUAACGGUGUAGUUUGUACCUGCACUGUGAUUGAGACACGGUGACAUGGGUUCCCACAAUCCCUGACAUUAAAGGAAUCCACUCACAACAAAAAAGCACGGCUCUUCUCUUGUAGCUGCCGUCACGCUGCAGUGGCAGCAGUGGCACGAGCAUUUCACCUGCAAGUCAAUGGGGGAAACAGACUGAUCGGCUGAAGCAGAAACGUGAAGCUACCAAAUCUCAUGGCCCGGGGGUCGGGACUGUCCCAGUGGUGUCACCGAUUCUCCCCCCCGUGUCUCCCCCACCCGAAGCGUCCUUUGGCCUCGUGAACUACACGUUCUGGCCUCGUGCUCGACUUAUCCAGCAGUGGAUUGCUCAUGGCUGAUCAUGGUGAUGAUGAAGCGGGCAAAGGGCGUUGCUACCCAGUCGGGCGGUGGUGGUGGUGGCAAUGCUGCACAUAGCUGCCUAUGAUCCAGCACUGUGAAGGCAGCAGCGAGGGUUGGUGGAUCACGCACAGAUGUCGUGAAACUCCCUUCUACCCGUGGGCGUCGAGGAGGAGCCCGUGCCCUGGCUCACCAGGAGAAGGCACUACAGCAAACAUAUAGAUUCCAUCUGCACGGGAUAGAGUGUUGCCCCGUCUCACGCCUGGCUUUUAUCCGGCUGCUCCCGUUUCAUCCGACUUGUAAACACUUUUUUCGAAGUCACCUUCAUAUAUAGAGGACCGCAGAGCUUGUGGAAAUGUUGUCAACGCUGGGUCACCGCGUCCCCUGUGGUUGCUUCUCACGCUUUUCUCUAUGGGAGUUGAAAUCAGUAAUAAUUAAUAUAUAAUUAUUAUUAAUCGAGCAGGAGGCGGGGAAAUAGAGAGGGAACCAAUCACUCGCCGUGUGGGCGGUGCUAGUGCGGGAGUGGGCGUGCCUAUGCAAAAGUGGGCGGACAGAGAGAGGAGCUGCCACCUCAACCACGUGUCCCGGCUGAGCCUCACCGAGGUUUGGUAGCUUCAAAGAGAUGCUCGUAGACAGGCCACGUGGCAGGGUUUUCACUCCCAUUAUUCGUGAUUGAUGUGUUGAUAAGUCAACGCGAUGAUCCUGUAACUUUAAUUGAGCCGUGAGCGAGCCGAAACAAUAAUCCUUCACUUGUUUGGCGGUGUCGAGGGUGGUGGAGGGUCAUACGACACAGCUAUAGCCAGAUUAUUACGUGGCCUAAAAUGAUGAAUGUGGGCUUGCGAGUCCAGCGCAAAUGUGACUUGAAUCGAAAGUCGUGUUUAAGAUAAUUCUACUGUUGCUGGUGGUGGUGAUGGUGGUGUGGUUGCUCCACUGAGCAUACACGCCGAUUGUGAUGGUGAGUGCAGGUUGGCGGGGUGUGUUUUAUUUGACGUGUUGUUUUUGGAUGUUUGUGUUGAAUUGAUUUUAGUUUCGUUCGUCUGUAAUGGGGUUAUAGCGCGGGGUCAUAGCGCGCAUUACACAGACACUGUGACACACACAAAGACAAAGAUCCCCCGUGUAGCCUUAACGGAUUGUUGGGGCAAGUGCUGUUAGCGAGUACCUAUGAAGGCCGGCACAGCACACGAGGGGGUGGGUGGCUAACACCACGCUCGGCCGCCUUUGUCUCCUGAGUGGCGAUGUUUACUACACACCGCGCCAGGUACUGAUUUGAGGCUGAGUCGACCUACGCACAUUGCGACACAGGCACACUGACACACCAACAAACGUAGAGAAAGAUGCAGACACACUGACACAAACGCUAUAAACUCAAACACACACUGACAUACAAAUACAGAGACAUAAACACACAACGCCAUUUGCCACGAAAUGUCACCACAGCGCUCGUGCCAGGCUAGGUGCACUUUGAGGCCGUCACGUAAAGUGAGGCAGACUGUUGCUGCUGGCAAGAGGUCAUGGGACUGACUCAGGUGCUAUAGGUUUAAUCGACUAAGGGUGACUGACAGAUGCACCACGCGCGCUCCCCACUGCGCCAUACACGCACACACGCACACACACACGCACACACACACACGUGGAAUAUCUGUGUCAGGUGAGAGUGAGGAAGGGGUGGAUGUAUUGGGGAUCGCCGCGCGGGAUGGAGAACUGUGACUUGAUUUGGUUUCCAGUAAAAAUGCGAAAUCACCUGAA
Lethenteron reissneri (Far Eastern brook lamprey) is the source of this 4958-nucleotide messenger RNA. RefSeq names its product sodium/potassium/calcium exchanger 1-like. Gene Ontology annotation, molecular function: calcium ion binding. The record is from RefSeq and is a predicted model, not a curated record. Lineage: Eukaryota; Metazoa; Chordata; Hyperoartia; Petromyzontiformes; Petromyzontidae.